UUCAGUGUUAUUGCCUACUGCAACAAGUCCCUCCCUGGCCGCCGUGUUAAUGCAGCAACAGCACUCUUUCUAUUUUACGUGGAUUUUAAUGAUGGUGGCGUAGAGUGCUCAUUUAACACGUUACUCCAUAAUCUCCUAUAGGGGUCUGUAGCAAAUUUAACAUUUUCAUACUCAUUAAACCAUUUAGUGAGCCUUUGUAUGGAAGCUUCCUUUUCCUUUUUUAAUUUGUUGUCUACCUGUAUUUAUGGACAUAAAUUAUCACCAAAAUAUGAUUUGAACAAUUACUGAACUGCACUGACCUUUAAAAGCACUAAUUAGCCAAUACCAGUAGUGUGACAGUCAUAUGAGUAUAUCAAUCCAAGUCAAUUUGCACUGAGACAGAAAAUCUUAUGCCGGCAAUUUGCUUUAAAAUCCACUCUUGGUCCUGCAGUAUAUUGCUCAUCUUCUGUCAAUCUGGUAUUCCACCAUAGAUUCUUUGUAUUGUGUAAAGGUGUUAGCGUGGGUUGGAUCUAUUACACCUUGUACAUUUUAGUGUUUGAAAGUAAUUAUAUCACUAUCAUCAAAAAAUAGCGAUAACGAUGGUUUUCAGGUUAGGUGUUUUUGAAUCAAGUCACUGCUCCUUGUUACUGAUCAGCACUGACUGAUACUGAGCGAUGAAAAUGGCUCCCAGCACAGGAAGAGUCCUUAUAUGGUGGCUGGUGUGUGAAGGAGGAAGUGAGUGUGAGAGGCCACAUCCAGCCGAGCAGACAGGAUGACCUGAUUAACAGGAAAUGACAGGAGUGACGGGAAAGGCACGCAGGAAAGCAGCCUGUAUCUUCUACCUGCUCUGUGAGAUCCACUCCAUCCACCAGCGGAGGAAGGUGGUGGGCCGCAGCAAGAACUUUGACCAGCUAGUGGCAGAACUCAAGACAAAGGUUCGUGAGAAAGGGGCCCAGUCGCUGGAGGGAGGCUCCUCCACUGGACGGUCCCCCAGCCCAGAGGCACCCAGGGAGCAGGCUGGGGCUCCACAUUGCAGGAGACCUCUGGCCAGCCUCCCCGCUUUCAGUCGGCCUACGGCUGUGUCAGAGAGCUCGCCAGAGGAGGAGAAGCAGCGGCAGGAUGAAGGAAGUCUCCGAGCCCCCUCGCCUCUCGUUCAUGGACGAAUUUCCAGUGAUGAAAGUGAGGCAGAAGGUCCUGAGGAGCCUGUUGAGUUCUCUUCUUCUGCUGCACAUCCCAAGCCACUAGCGGUAUGUUCAUUUGGCAGCCAUGCUUUGGGUCACGGCAUCUACACGUUUGACAGGAGACUUCACCACCUGAGGUCGGCUCUUAGCAGCAUGCUGGAGCAGCACAUCAGCGCCCAUCUUUGGAAGUAAGAAACU
Morone saxatilis (striped sea-bass) is the source of this 1358-nucleotide messenger RNA. Its product is annotated as ataxin-7-like protein 2. NCBI's taxonomy places the organism in Eukaryota, Metazoa, Chordata, Actinopteri, Moronidae. The transcript has 4 exons. The record is from RefSeq and is a predicted model, not a curated record. Bases 771 to 1352 code for a protein of 193 amino acids.